GAACUGCAGCGGUCACCAGCUUGUUGUGCAUCUUCUUCUUCUUCACCCUCCUCUUCCUCCUCUUCGGUUCCGUCAGCGCGUUUGGGUUUUCUACAAACAACCCGUUUGUUCAACGUCACCGGCUGCUCGUGGCUCUUCCAAAUGGCGUCUAACGAUUAUUCCCAAACGUCUGCCCAGGGUUAUGGCUCGUAUGGCGGCGGCGGUGGUGGUGGCGUUGGCGGAGGGGGCGGUGCUAACCAGGGCUAUGGUCAGUCCUCUGGACAGAGUUACAACCAGCAGGGCUACGGCGGCUACAACCAGGGAUCUGACAGCAGCUCUGGCUCCUACAGCCAGGGAGGAUACGGCAGCUACGGUCAACCGCAGUCAGGAGGAUACGGUUCUCCGCCCUCUAACCAGGGCGCUGGCGGCGGUUACAAUCAUUCCAGUCAGUCCUACAGCUCUGGAGGCUACAGCAGCAGCAGCAGCAGUCAGCCGCCCUCCAACAUGAGCUACAACCCGCAGUCGUCCUUCUCUGGUUACAGCCAGCAGCAGCAGCAGCCGCCACCUUCUUCCACCCCUGCAGGGUACGAAGGCAACGCACCGGCCCCGGGCUACAACCAGCCGCCCAGCGGCGGACAGAGCGGAGGCGGCUACGCGAGCGGUGGUGGUGGUCAGAGCGGUGGAUAUGGCGGCAGCCACCAACAACAACAACCAUCCCAACACGGAGGAGGUCACUACAACCCGCCUCCGAGCUACAGCUCGCCUCCUCCACAGAGCUACAGCAGCCAGCAGAGCCAGUAUGGGCAAGGUGGAGGAUACGGAGGCGACAGCCCACCUCUGAGUGGAGGAGGAGGAGGUGGAGGAUACAGUGGCCCUGACGGAGGUUACGGGGGUCAGGAUGGUCGUGGCGGCAGGGGCCGCGGCGGUGGAUUUGGAGGCCGCGGUGGCGUUGGCGGCGGUGGAUAUGAUCGCGGUUUUGACAGAGGUGGGCGAGGUGGACCAAGAGGACGAGGAGGCAUGGGAAUGGGCGAUCGUGGAGGAUUCAAUAAGUUUGGUGGACCAAGAGAGCCAGGACAUGGACAUGGAGGACCCGGCUUCAUGCAGGACCAGGAUAACUCUGACAACAACACCAUCUUCGUCCAAGGCCUGGGCGACGACUACACCGUGGAAUCGGUGGCCGACUUCUUCAAGCAGAUCGGGAUCAUUAAGGUCAACAAGAAAACCGGUCUGCCCAUGAUCAACCUGUACACGGACCGAGAGUCGGGGAAGCUGAAAGGCGAGGCCACCGUUUCCUUCGACGACCCCCCGUCGGCUAAAGCCGCCAUCGACUGGUUCGAUGGUAAGGACUUUAGCGGAAAUCCCAUCAAAGUUUCCUUCGCGACCCGCAGAGCUGACUUUGGAGGCCGAGGCGGCAGCGCCGGCGGCGGCGGCAUGAGGGGAGGCCGCGGACGAGGAGGGCCCAUGGGCCCUGGAGGAUUCGGAGGGGGUCGCGGCGGAGGUUUCCCAGGAGGCAACGGCGGCGGCAGCGGGGGGGGCGGCGGAGGCGGCGGACAGCAGAGAGCUGGAGACUGGAAGUGCUCAAACCCCGACUGUGGGAACCUGAACUUCUCGUGGCGUAACGAGUGUAACCAGUGCAAGGAUCCGAAACCGGAGGACGCUGGUGGGAUGUCGCCCAUGGACAGAGGAGGUUAUGGAGGAGAGCGCAGAGGGGGGUUCGACCGCGGCGGCUUCAGGGGCCGAGGUGGCGACCGCGGGGGCUUCAGAGGGGGCCGAGGGGGCGAGCGGGGAGGUUACGGCCCAGGCAAGAUGGACGCAAGGGGUGACCACAGACAGGAGCGACGGGGUCGUCCCUACUAAAUCAUCAUCCAACUACAAGCCCCUCUUCCUCUUCCUCCUUCACCUUCUUCAUCUCCUCGGUUCACGUUGACAUUAUGGAUUCCGUGUGUAGAAGAAUGUGACUCUCCCUGUUUGUUGUGUUUUCUCUCAUUCGUGUCGCUCACUUCUUUUUUUCCUCCUCCGUCCAAACGCCUCCUUCAGAAAAACACGUUCAGGAUCAAUUUCCGUCUGACGGAACAGAAGAGUUCCUCAGUUUCUGUAGUUCUGCUGUAAAUCCAUGAUCACAGACGCCAUUAUUAUUAUAAGUAGUAUUAUUAUUGUUCUUUCUCGUGAAUUUGACCUGAUGGAAACAAACCAGAGAAUUGUUCCACAGUUGGAUGAAGAUCAAAUAUUUACAUCCUUACUUCUGAUGCCAACUGACGAGCCGUCGCUCCGGUUUGGAAAUGAAAAGUCAAAAAACAAAUGUGUCUGAUGACUCAUCUUUCUUUUUGUUAGACCUUAAUUUGAAUGUGAAGCUGCAGCGAGUCGACUGUCGUGAGUGAUUGAUUCUAAUCAAAAAUGUCUAAAAAAACGAAAGAAGAAACUUUUCUCUUUGUGGGAAUUUGUUUCAUUCACCAGUUUUCUUCAUUUUGGUUUGAAGGAUUCAAUUUAUUCAAUUAAAUUAAAAUAAUAAUCCGAAUGGACUUUGAGUUCAUAUUUAGACAAUGAAAACUAAUCUUAAUUUUUUUAAUUUGAGGUUUAUUUAAAAAUGUAUAAACAUAGAACAGUGUUGGUUAUUAGGUCUCCAUGUGGCUCUUCCUGUUUCAUAAAUAUCAACAGCGUCACAUUGUUUUAAUCUGCAGAUUAUUUUACAGACUGAGCUCAUCAUCAUCAUCAUCGCAUCUUGUUUUGUUAAACGAUUAAAAACUGGACUGAUAAUUUUCUCUCCAUCGAUUAAUUGUUGCAGCUCGAUGAGCAAAAGCUACGUUAUCCUCUAAUUCACCCUUCGUGUGUGUGUGUGUGUGUGUGUGUGUGUGUGUGUGUGUGUGUGUGUGUGUGUGUGUGUGUGUGUGUGUGUGUGUGUGUGUGUGUGUGUGUGUGUGUGUGUGUGUGUGUGUGUGUGUGUGUGUGUGUGUGUGUGUGUGUGUGUGUGUGCAUCAUGAGAAACUCUUCUGUCUUCACACUAUGUUUUUCGGCUCAUUUCUGCAAAAUUCUUAUUUUGACUUGUUUUUUAGUUUUUUAAAAAGUAUUUAUGUAUUUAUUUCUUUGUAAAUGUUCGUGAAAUGGAGCGGAGCCGGUCACACGAUGUUCUGGUUUUGGCGCGUGGGUGGGGAUCACAUUCCUCGUCACGUCGACGGGAUCUUUUCUGACGAGUUUGUGAAGUUUGGUGUGAAACAUAAAACCUCCGACGGGAAAACGUCCGAGACAAAGUGUCUCGUUGUUGUAACUGAUCUGAAGCUGCUCUUCUGUUUUCUUUCUGUCACGUCACAUUUGAAUCAUCUGAUCCGAUGCCAUAGAAGAAUAAUCACCUCCAAACUCUUACUUUGUUUUUUUAAAUGAGGCUCCGCAUCUGUGUAGUAGUUUCAGAUGUUUUUGUCGACCGUGUUUUAAGUAUUAAAGUGUCUUUUUGAAUCUGG
Molecule: messenger RNA, 3431 nt
Organism: Scophthalmus maximus (turbot)
Lineage: Eukaryota; Metazoa; Chordata; Actinopteri; Pleuronectiformes; Scophthalmidae
Gene: fus
Product: FUS RNA binding protein
Exons: 15
Coding region: 142-1836 (564 amino acids)
Biological process (GO): regulation of DNA-templated transcription
Cellular component (GO): nucleus
Molecular function (GO): transcription coregulator activity; RNA binding
Source: RefSeq, a predicted model, not a curated record